Cyclocybe aegerita is the source of this 5166-nucleotide messenger RNA. The record is from the annotation of a GenBank genome assembly. Lineage: Eukaryota; Fungi; Basidiomycota; Agaricomycetes; Agaricales; Hemipholiotaceae.
AUGGAGGGCGAUGAGGUUAUUGGCGCACCAAAGCAUCCUGAUUGGCUGCAAAUGGUGCGCAUCAAGGAAGGGGAGGUUCCCUGCAUGAUCGCCUACGUUUCGACUAGGUUAUCCCGCUAUCGUCCCGCUAUGCGUCGCGACAUCGUCGACCAUCGCGACAUCCUUGUCCUCUCCCUCUUCAGCGGGGCCAUCGAGCACCUCGCUGCUCGUGUGCAUUCUCUGCCACCUUUCAUCUACAUGGCCGGUGACUUCAACUGCGUGUCGACGACUUGGGAUGACUAUGAGCAUGGCGAGUCGUCGACAGCGAUAUCCUUGCGGGACACCGCAUCUCAGAUCGGCCUCGAGUGGGCGCGACCUUCCAACCAUGGACCGACGAGGAUCAGUCCUAAUCCAAACCAGAGAUCCAACGUAUUGGAGCACGAGCUCCAGGGUCCGUCAGAUCAUGUCCCGAUCUGCACAGAUCUUGAUAUCGGUCCCGAACUGCCCGGAUCUGGGCGACGGACAAUUAAACCUGGAAGCGAGGCUGAGAAGUCUUUCAUUUCAGAUAUUCUCCGGGAUCUUGCGGCUAUUCCUGUCGCAGCCCCGGCAACCAAGGAAGGCGUUGAAGCUUUAGCUGAUGCUAUUGCGACCGCGUUCUCGGACGCAUGGCUUGCCCAUUCGACCGAGUCCAAACCUACCAAGCACUCCAAGUCCUGGUGGACAGAAGAGUGCUCGGAGACAUUCGGAGAGUCGCUAUCGGUUAUCGUUCCAAAGCCGAACAAGCCCUCCUAUUCUGUGCCGAAGGCCUUCAGGCCGAUCGUACUCCUCAUCACUUUUGGUAAACUUAUCAAAAAGAUGAUUGCCAACAGGAUACAGUUUGACGCUGUCAAGCAUGAUAUCUUCCAUCCCAACCAACUUGGCGGUAUCUGCCAGAGGUCCACCGAGGAUGCUGGAUUGAUUCUGACUCAUCUCGUGCGAGCGGGGUGGGUUAAGGGUCUCCAGACUAGCCCGCUGGCUUUUGACAUCACACAGUUCUUCCCUUCUAUCAACCAUGAAAUGUUCAUGGCUGUACUUCGCAAGCAAGGGUUCUCGCCGGUUCUGGUGGAGUUCUUUGCCUCUUAUCUCAUUGGUCGUUCCACAGUUUACUGCUGGAAGACCUUCCAAUCCGACUCGCGGUCUGCGGACGUGGGUGUCAGGCAGGGCUCAGCUCUCUUGCCUGUUAUCUCUGGGCUGUUCAUUGCGCCGGUAAUGAAGCUCUUCUACAUCAAGGCGGCACCACUCAAUACGACACUGCUUUCCUUUGUGGAUGAUGGGACCAUUCUGGCCCAAUCCAAACAACUUGAUGAUAAUAAUGUGGGCCUGCAUAAGGCCUACAAGAUUAUCUACCUUCUCUUUGUUGCCUUCACGCUUGUUCUUGAACACGACAAGACCAAGCUGUUUCACUUUUCGCGUCGACGAGAUGCCUAUAAUCCCUCGCUGGAUUUGGGGUACGCCCCACAUACCGGCGCUACACCUUUGAAGCCCAAGACCUAUUGGAGGUACUUGGGCUUCUACUUUGACCGCGGGCUCACGUUUCAUGAGCACGUUCGCUACUACACCACCAAGGCGUUUACCACCGUGCAGGCCAUGCGCAUGCUCGGGAACUCUACUAGAGGUCUCUCGCCUAAACAGCGCCGCCUCCUAUAUCGGUCGUGCGUGGUCCCCAUUGCCACAUACGGCUAUCGUCUCUGGUAUUUUGAUGGCGCCCGUAAUAAGGGCGCGAUGAACCAAUUGAAACGGAUGCAGCGAAAAGCUGCUCUAUGGAUCACGGGUGCUUUCUGCACCUCCCCCACGGGCGGUCUUGAGGCUCUAGCGGGCCUCAUUCCUGUCCACCUCAUGCUGAAGAAGCUGGCAACGCAUGCAGUGUAUCGCGUAGCCACCCUCUCAGACACCCACCCUCUUCGCUCUGUGAUGGGCGAGGGACUCCUCAAGCGAGCCGCACCACAUGCUCGCUCAGCCGCCUUGAUGACCCCAGCUAUGCGAGGGAAAGUCAAGAGCACUGUCAUGGAAGUGGACGAGCGCGUUCACACCUUAACUGAGAGCUUCGAGCCUUUUGCGCCCGAAGCUCGCCCAGGUGAUCGGUUACUGGACCACUAUGCGGACCGUCUCCAUUUUGACGAGCGUGAUCCUGGCCAGGAUAGGCGUCCAUAUCUAGACGAGCUCAUCGCGAGAGCGAGGGCUGACCCACUAACAGUACUGGCUGCAACUGAUGGCUCUGUCCCUCAGUCCAACCAGUAUCAGGCGGCUUCGGCUGCCAUCAUCUACAAGGGCCAUCGUGAGCUCGAGAGGACUCGCUAUGUCUCUGGCAGAGUCACCGCCCCAGAUGCGGAACUCAAUGCCAUCUCGUGCGCAGUGCGCCUUGCUGUCAAGCAGGCAAACUGCCAACAUAUUAUGGUCUUCACUGACUCUAUGGGCUCAGCCCAUAGAGCGGUUGACCCCGGCGUGCAUUCUGGUCAGGCUUUUAGCCUGUCAGUAUGUCGCGCUCUUCAAGAGUGGUUUGAGGCGGAUGACCUCCGUCGCAUUACCUUCGUUUACGUCCCUUCCGUCUGCGGUGGGAUAUCCAUGGUGAAGCACACAAACGCGCUACGCUCUCGAGCGGCGCACUCAGUCCUGGACUCGUGGAGUUCCACUUUCCAGGAUCCAACCUACCGAGGCUCUGAAUUUUUAGAGCUUCAACAGCCGGACGGGCGGCCGCUACAACCAUCGUACCUCAAUGGGGGACCUUGGCUCUCAACAUUCGGACACAGUAUUACUGAGUUCGCCCGCGUUUGCCGGUGUAUAACUGGCCAUGCGCCCAUUGGAGCGUAUUAUCGUCGCUUCAAGAUCAAUGAGCCUCACGGCUGCACUUGCGGGGCUGCUUUGCAGUCCCGCCAGCACAUUCGCUCUUAUACUGUAUUCCCCGUCUUGGGAUAUUGCAUCGUUUAUGAAGUACAACCCUACAGCGUUUGGCUUCAACCGGGACCCCUCGGGUGUCGGAUAAUCGUUGUGGGCGGGGUUGUUCCUCCUUUUGGGGGAUUUAUGUUGAGCCGUUCGCUUGCUGAUUACAACAAGUUUAAGAAGGCGUGUAAGGACGCCAAGCGUGAUUUCUUUGAUGAACGCAUUGCAGAAAUUGCUACGUCUCGCAAGCGCCCAUGGGACCUGAUGGAAUGGGUCAAACAGCGCAAGCUACCACCCUGUGAGGCUAUUCGCAAUGGCGACCAGCCUUGUCAUGAUAUGGACGACCUCUGGGACGCCCUGCACGGCACAUACAACUUGGCCUCUGGUCGCGAGUACGAUGCCUCAGUCUUAGACGAGCUUCCCGACGAGCCGGUCCGUGAGUGGGCUGACUUCUCGGAGCAUGAGUUGUUGAGUGCCCUUAAGGGGUGCUCCAACUCCUCUGCACCAGGACCGGACCAUGUUACGUGGGUCCACCUAAAGGAGUUGCUCAAGGAUAAACACGUCCUUGCGCUCUUCAUCGUGCUGGCUAACGCUUGCCUUCGGGUGGGUCAUUGGCCACGUAUAUUCAAGGAGUCGCUAUCGGUUAUCGUUCCGAAGCCGAACAAGCCCUCCUAUGCUGUGCCAAAGGCUUUCCGGCCGAUCGUACUCCUCAUCACUUUCGGUAAACUUAUCGAAAAGAUGAUUGCCAACAGGAUACAGUUUGACGCAGUCAAGCAUGAUAUCUUCCAUCCCAACCAGCUAGGCGGUAUUCGCCAGAGGUCAACUGAGGAUGCUGGAUUGAUUCUGACUCAUCUCGUGCGAGCGGGGUGGGUUAAGGGUCUCCAGACUAGUGCGCUGGCUUUUGACAUCGCGCAGUUCUUCCCCUCCAUCAACCAUGAAAUGUUCAUGGCUGUUCUUCGCAAGCAAGGGUUUUCGCCGGUCUUGGUGGAAUUCUUUGCCUCCUACCUUGUAGGCCGUUCCACAGUUUACUGUUGGAACACCUUCCAAUCCGACUCACGGUCUGCGGACGUGGGUGUCGGGCAGGGCUCAGCUCUCUUGCCUGUUAUCUCUGGGCUGUUCAUUGCUCCGGUAAUGAAGCUCUUCUACAUCAAGGCGGCGCCGCUCAACAUGACGCUGCUCUCCUUCGUGGAUGAUGGGACCAUUCUGGCCCAAUCCAAACAACUUGAUGAUAAUAAUGUGGGCCUGCGUAAGGCCUACAAAAUUAUCUACCUACUCUUUGUUGCUUUCGCGCUCGUUCUUGAACACGACAAGACCGAGCUGUUCCACUUUUCACAUACUGGCACUACACCUUUGAAGCCCAAGACCUAUUGGAGGUACUUGGGCUUCUACUUUGACCGCGGGCUUACAUUUCAGGAGCACAUUCGCUACUAUGCCACCAAGGCGUUCACCACCGUGCAAGCCAUGCGCAUGCUUGGGAACUCUACUAGAGGUCUCUCGCCUAAACAGCGCCGCCUCCUAUAUCGGUCGUGCGUGGUCCCCAUUGCCACAUACGGCUAUCGUCUCUGCGAAAAGCUGCUCUAUGGAUCACUGGGUGCUUUCCGCACCUCACCUACAGGCGGUCUUGAGGCUCUAGCGGGCCUCAUCCCUGUCCAUCUUAUGCUGAAGAAGUUGGCAACGCGUGCAGUGUAUCGUGUCGCCACCCUCUCGGACACCCACCCUCUUCGCUCCAUGUUGGGCGAGGGACUCCUCAAGCAAGCAGCACCACAUGCUCACUCUGUUGCCUUGAUGACCCCAGCGAUGCGAGGGAAAGUGCUAUGCGGUGGGAUAUCCAUGGUGAAGCACACAAACGCGCUUCGCUCUCGAGCUGCGCACUCAGUCCUGGAUUCGUGGAGUUCCACUUUCCAGGAUCCAACCUACCGAGGCUCCGAAUUCUUAGAGCUUCAACAGCCUGACGGGCGGCCGCUACAACCAUCGUACCUCAAUGGGGGACCUUGGCUCUCAACCUUCGGACACAGUAUUACUGAGUUCGCUCGCGUUUGCCGGUGCAUAACUGGCCACGCGCCCAUUGGAGCGUAUUACCGUCGCUUCAAGAUCAACGAGCCUCACGGCUGCACUUGCGGGGCUGCUUUGCAGUCCCGCCAGCAUAUCCUCUUUCGCUGUCGCGACAGAUAUUCUGUACACUAUCCCUGUUUUCUCGGGGAUAUUGCAUCGUUUAUGAAGUACAACCCUACGGCGUUUGGCUUCAACCGGGACCCGUCGGGUGUCGGAUAA